Pseudogymnoascus destructans is the source of this 336-nucleotide messenger RNA. RefSeq lists its product as uncharacterized. The record is from RefSeq and is a predicted model, not a curated record. Lineage: Eukaryota; Fungi; Ascomycota; Leotiomycetes; Thelebolales; Thelebolaceae. The transcript has a single exon. The coding region runs from base 1 to 336 and encodes 111 amino acids.
AUGAAGCUCUCGGCCCUCCUUCCCGCCGCCCUGAUCGCAGCCGCUCCCACCCUCGCCUGCCUCGAGACCAACGGAAGCAUCGACUUGGCCGGCCACGUCGAAAGAAUCACCGCCAUUGAUAACGGCGUCUUGGUCUGCGACAGCGCCUGGGGCCACCGGAUUGACCAGGAUGGGCACAUAUCGCUGACGUGCAAGCCUGGGUUCGUGUAUGCCGUCACCAAGGAUGGGACGAUGGGGUGGUACAAGAACCCGACGAAUGCGUACUCGUUCAAGCAGGUUGUUGGGGGGGGGCACCAGACGCUUUACUGGAGUGAGAAGAGAUAUGGGUGCAAGUAG